Messenger RNA from Paramuricea clavata, 711 nucleotides. The record is from the annotation of a GenBank genome assembly. Lineage: Eukaryota; Metazoa; Cnidaria; Anthozoa; Malacalcyonacea; Plexauridae.
AUGGAUGUGCCCCACUUGUUCAUACAAAAUAAGAAGGUAAAUGAAUUCAAUGAAAGAGUGCAUAAUGCAGCAACUGGUGAAAAGUUUUCAAUCAAAGCAAUAGACAGUGUUAUAGGAGCUAACUCUGCUCAACUUCGAGAUAAAAUUUUGAGUCAGAUACCAGAUGAUCCCAGGAAAACUAAACAAAUUGCUUCAAACCUUCAAUUGUCAGUGGGGAAAAGAACUGAGAUAGCAUUAAAUGUAUGCACUGAUGAUGGAAUGACUAAUGGUGCUGGUAAUGUUGUUAAAAAGAUACAAUUGAAUCAAAUAGAUAAACCUUUGUGCACAGGUAUAAUAUGGGUCCAAUUUGACCAUUCAGAUGUUGGUGAGAAGACCAGACAUGAAAAUAGACGUCUUUAUGUUCAAGGUAUUGAGUCCACAUGGACUCCAAUAAAGCCAAUCACAACUCAGUUUGCUGUGGGUAGAAACCAAACUGCACAAGUUGUUAGAAAACAGUUUCCACUUAGACCCGCUGCAGCUAAGACAAUUCACCGUUCACAAGGUGACACUGAACAAAAAAUUGUUGUAAAUUUCAACACUAGAAGAUCAAUACCACAUAUACAUUAUGUUGGUUUGAGCAGGGUAACAGCAAUUGAAGGUUUAUUUAUCACUGACCUAUGUGAAGAUAAAAUAGCUGUCAAUCCUCAUGUAGCACUGAAAUGGAACAUUUGA